AUGGACACCCGACCCGCUUCCGAGUACGCACAGCCAGACCAAACUUCUGCUGCUGCUAGUGCUCACUACACCCCGCAACCUGAGGUCCGCCCGACCUACACGCCACAACCUGAAGUGCGACCUAAUAUUUCGUCGUCAAACACCCCUCAGUCGGACUACGGUCUGAACCCUCCGCCCACCGCCCGCUCCCCUGCCUACCACCAGGACUACCUCCACCGCCCACCCCAAUCCUACGCCCCCAACUCUCAACCCGGUGGCGCGGCAGGUAUGGCUCAAGCAACAAGUCCGUUCAACCUGCCUACGGGCCCGCGCAGUCCGAUCGUUAAGUCUGACGCGCCCGUUCCUAUAGAUCCUUCCCUUCCGGCCAACAGCCCCACCUAUCCUCCUCCCUACUCUCCCUACCAGCCUCAGGGGCACGAGAUGGCUCAGUACCAGGGCCACCCGCCGCCCCCUCACCAGAUGUACGCGCGCCCGGACUGGCCUCACAGCUAUGGACAACAGCAUCAUGGAUUGCCCGGUCCUUACGCCUCUCCCGCUACAACGGUUGGUUCCGCCUCCCCUGUUGCCGCAACUGCAGGGCCGCGCCCUGGACAGGUUUACUCGUUCGUCCCAAUUCCUGGUGCGCAGCAGCACAAGCGUCCCCGUCGUCGCUACGAGGAAAUCGAGCGCAUGUACAAAUGUGGAUGGCAGGGCUGUGAGAAGGCAUAUGGUACUCUGAACCAUUUGAAUGCACAUGUGACUAUGCAGUCGCACGGCGCGAAGCGCACUCCUGAAGAAUUCAAGGAGAUCCGCAAGGAAUGGAAAGCUCGCAAGAAGGAAGAGGAGGCUCAGCGCAAGGCCGUUGAGGAGCGUGAGCGCGCUGCCGCCCAGGCUGCUCAGGCCAACCAGGUCGAGGCUCCCAACCCUUCGGACCCCUCCCAUGGACAGCCACCUGCCUAUGGCAGUGGCGUCCGUCCUCAACUCCCUCCCAUCGGAUACCAGCCUGCGGACAGCCAGGUUCCGGGUCAAUACGGCGGCCCCCCUGGUGGUGGCAUGGUCUAUCAGAACGGACAGAUGGCAUACCCUCCAAACUACCCUCACUCUCCCUACCAGAGCGGACCGGUGUACCCGCAACGUGAGUAA
Penicillium arizonense is the source of this 1122-nucleotide messenger RNA. Its product is annotated as putative C2H2 transcription factor (Con7). The coding region runs from base 1 to 1122 and encodes 373 amino acids. The record is from RefSeq and is a predicted model, not a curated record. The transcript is spliced from 4 exons. Gene Ontology annotation, biological process: regulation of DNA-templated transcription. Lineage: Eukaryota; Fungi; Ascomycota; Eurotiomycetes; Eurotiales; Aspergillaceae.